CGUGUGUUCCCCGCCAAGUGCACAAUGGGCAAAUCCGAUUGUCAGCCCAAAUUUUGGCCGCUGGGAGGUCCUCUCCAUCGAGCUUCAAUGUUUUCGGCACAACGUCACAUUAUUGGGUAGCUAUCUCGUCGUACACUCUCAGAGUCUCAAAGGAUUCCAACGUUAGUCUGAGGCUGGGAAAAUGCCACCCCGCCUCACGCAGACCAGGAGUUACGUUUCCAACUGCCCUGGCCUCGUCUGGCGCCUUGGGCUGCCUAGGGCACACGGUUUUCGGGGUCGAAUCUUCAUUAUUCAAUCAUCUCAUUGAUAUAUACCACCCGUUUAGGUUCAAACAAUGUAAUUGA
Acaulospora colombiana is the source of this 344-nucleotide messenger RNA. The record is from the annotation of a GenBank genome assembly. Lineage: Eukaryota; Fungi; Glomeromycota; Glomeromycetes; Diversisporales; Acaulosporaceae.